Solanum stenotomum is the source of this 1656-nucleotide messenger RNA. Its product is annotated as F-box/kelch-repeat protein At3g23880-like. Lineage: Eukaryota; Viridiplantae; Streptophyta; Magnoliopsida; Solanales; Solanaceae. The transcript is spliced from 3 exons. Gene Ontology annotation, molecular function: protein binding. The coding region runs from base 1 to 1362 and encodes 453 amino acids. The record is from RefSeq and is a predicted model, not a curated record.
AUGGAAAUUGUGACGUUGGUUCAACAAGUGCAUUCUCAAAUACUUUACUAUCAUGUGCAGUACAUUCCCAACCAGCAGCAACAAAGGUGUAAGAGGGGUUUAUCAUAUCAAAACCGGCCGUCUUCCUCGAAGAAUUUCAUUCCAAAAACGGAAUCUGAAGUAGAAGAAGGCUUUCAUCGACACCCAAAAUGGGAGAAACCCACAAACUGUGUUGAAUUUCCAUCAAUCUUGCCACCAGAGCUCAUCAGUGAAAUCAUAUCAAAGCUACCAGUGAAAUCCCUCUUGAAAUUCAGGUCUGUUUCGAAAUCUUGGCUUUCUUUGAUCUCUAGCCCUGAAUUUAUCAACACCCAUCUUACUGUAUAUAACAACAAGGAUCAGAGACACCACAGGCUUAUGCUAGGGUUUGGUAUGCAUUGCUACAGACUUAGGGAAUGUUCUUUUAGCUCUUUAUUUUAUAACCCUGUUAUUGAGAUAUCUGAAUUGAAUUAUCCCAUGGAAGUCGAAUAUGAUGAAGGAUUUUCGCCUGUGGGUUCUAUUAAUGGAUUGAUUUGUCUUGCCCAUGGGUAUCACUCACCAAAACAUUUGUUUCUAUGGAAUCCAUCUAUUAGGAAGUACAAGAAAUUGCCUAAUUCUAGACCUAAAUUUAGAUAUGAUGCCUGUAUGUAUGGUUUUGGGUAUGAUGAGUUCCAUGAUGAUUAUAAGGUAGUGGGUAUUUUUUGUAUUUAUGGAAGUUCGCUUCAUAUUGACUUCAAAAUAUAUAGUUUAAAGAAUGAUUCUUGGAGAAAGAUUCGUUAUUCACAUGACGGGAUGUGUUUCAGUAGACGGAGUGUAUUUGUGAAGGGGAAACUUCAUUGGACUACUCAUUCUCGUGAUCAAUAUGUGUGGGGUGGGGGCAUUGUUUCUUUUAGUUUAGCUAAUGAGAAUUGGGGAAAGGUGGAGGAGCCCUGCUAUGGAGGAAAAGAAAGUAUUUCGGAGUUGGGAGUGUUUGGAAAUGAUCUUUGUGGGUUCUCUCAUGAUCUGGCGAUUGGCGUAGAUGUUUGGGUUAUGAAAGAUUAUGGAAUUACAGAAUCUUGGACAAAGAUAUGCACCAUCACGUAUCCAAAACUCGAGAGAUAUCUAUAUUUUCCAUCCGUUUUCUUGUCAGAUAAUGGUGAUGUUUUGGUUGGGUACGGAUCAACGUUCAUCAUAUACAAUCCAAAGGAUGACUCCCUCAAAUAUCCAAAGGUUAUUAACUAUAAUGAGUGGCAAAUAGGGGAAAUCUACAUUGAAAGCCUAAUUUCUCCUCUUUCUACAGAAGGGCUUAGGCCGAAACAGAAACAAUGUGUGAAAAAGCUCAAAUCAAGGCAGUCUAGUAACAAAUAACUGGAAGUGGAAGCUGUUAUGGAGAAGUAAUCCAUCUACUGCUGACUCCUGCCUGCAUCUUGAUGAUGAAGCAUGAUGUUGCCUCGUUCAUGUUCGUGUCAAAUAUGUUAACUUUCUUUGUAUGUGUACAAAGAAAGGACCUAUGCUUGCUACUAUUCUGUAGGCGCCAUUUCUGGUCUUUUUUGCAACCUAAAGUUAAGGUUGAAUAGACUUAUGCUUCCCGCCAUCAUACUAUUUAUCAAAAGUAGUAUCUAGCUUAUGUUGGUCUUUAAUAUGUAUUGUUCUUACAAUACU